Messenger RNA from Drosophila virilis, 1118 nucleotides. Its product is annotated as transmembrane protein 230. Gene Ontology annotation, cellular component: endomembrane system. Lineage: Eukaryota; Metazoa; Arthropoda; Insecta; Diptera; Drosophilidae. The record is from RefSeq and is a predicted model, not a curated record.
CGCCUCAUUUUUACAUGCGUAUAUUAUCAACCAAAACCCAAUGAAAGUGUUACAGUUAAUAGAAAUUCCAGGCUUUUUUUUAAAUUGUCCGUGUCGGCUUAUAUGUAGUUUUCAAGCUCUGACAAAUUAACAAAAAUACAAAAAAACUAACGCGUGCCUAAAAGUAGAAAAGUUUUCACAUUAAAUAGAAGUCAGAAUUUCGGUAAACUCAGCACAUGGACCAUUAAUAAAAAAAACAAAUAUCAUAUGGCUGUCAGCUGUUCAAGUGCAACUCUUGCACAGCUGUUUUCAACAUUAACUUUGAUCAGAAUUCACAGAUGAAAUGGUGACAAGCACUUCUAGCAACUGUUACAAAUCGAGCGCCGCGUUACCCACAACGAUUGUACGAUUGAUCCAAUGAAUCGGAGCAAGUUUCCAAAUAUGUUGCCUACCAAAUCGGACUCACGACGGCGCCUGAAUGCCACUGGGGCGUCGACUGGUGCCAGCAGCAAGGCCGCUGAAGGUGCCUCCGAGACGGAUGGCUUUGUAAACGAGCAAUGGCUACCACCGAAUGUGGAUGAAUCGACACCGUGGAAGACAAUCGCCAUCAUACUCACAUUGUUUAUCGGGGGAACUAUAUGCAUUUGUUGUGCGGCAUUAGAUUGGAUUGCGGACGUAGGUCAGGACCGAUCAGAUCGCAUCUGGGCCGUUACAAUAAUUGGCGCGUUGACGAUUAUUCCCGGCGGGUACUAUCUUUACAUUCUUUUGUGUAUUUUAAUGCAUCGCAAUGGUUACACGAUGGAUGAUAUACGUCGAUUGGGUUAAAGGUGGCUCCGGAAACUCUGCAAAUGUACUUAUUAACUAUUUUUAAAAAGUUGCCGUCAAAACUGCGCAUUUAUUUAUUGUAUAAAAAUAUUGUAAAUACAUACAUGUUAUCAAAUUUGUUGUGGUUGACGCGCUCAACUUGAGGAUUUAAUAAGCGAAACAUCUACCUAUCAAUAUUUCACUUUCAGGUUUGAAGCUGUAUACAUAUAGAUAUAUAGAUCAUACUAUUUACAUAUAUUAUGGCAUUUUCAGCUGUGAAGCAUAGUGCGUAGUUUGAGCUUAAAUAUAUAUAUAUAUAUUUUUCUUUAUAUAUA